Molecule: messenger RNA, 2596 nt
Organism: Fonticula alba
Lineage: Eukaryota; Rotosphaerida; Fonticulaceae
Exons: 8
Coding region: 145-2568 (807 amino acids)
Molecular function (GO): oxidoreductase activity, acting on the CH-CH group of donors
Source: RefSeq, a predicted model, not a curated record
CUCUCUCUCUCUCUCUCCCCUCAGCACUCCUUCCGGUCUACCCCCUUGGCCCACGUGCAGCGCGUCUUCGUGUGAGCGCGCCGCCCUCCCCUCGCCCGUCCCCCCUCCCCUCCCCGGCCGUCGCCUUCUCUUCGCCCCUUGUCAAUGAUGCUUGCCGCGACCUUUGCCGCACGGCGCACCGCAGUUAAGCACCUGCUCCCGCCGGUCACCUUGGCCGUGACGCUGGCCACCCGCCGGGAGUAUUCCCGCGAUUCGAGCACCAGCCCGCCAAAGUCCACCCCUUGGGAGCACUUCCGGCCGCAGCAGAUCAUCCAGUUGACCAGCACCGGAGGCACGAGCGCCGAGACCCCGGCCGAUGGCGGCCUCCGGCCUUCCGUCUCCUCUUCCUGGUCCUCGCGCGCCUCGGUCCUGCACCACCGCUUCCAUCCGUCUCUGGCCGGCGUGGAGAAGCCCCGAUCCGUGGUCAAUGGCGAUGGGUACAGCUUCGAUCCGGACACGGCCGGCUUCAUUCAGGAGGCCUACCAAGUGGAUCACCCCUUCGCCGGGGACAGCGGCCUGCGAAACAUCAUUCGUCGGCACACCCCCGAGAAGCAUAUGGCCGAGUUUUACGAGAACCUUUGCCACCUCGGCACCAAGGCCAUCGGGCCGCUGGCUCGCUUGGGUGCCUCCGCCGAGGCCAAUGAGCCGUAUGUGAUGUCGCAUGACGCGCGCGGCCGGCGUGUGGACCGGCUCGUCACGUCGUCGGCAUGGCGCGAGCUCCGCCGGCAAAGCUCCCUCGAGGGCAUCGUCAGUGUGGCAUACGGCGCGGACCGGGAGCGCCUGGGCGCCGCGGCCCGUGUCCUGCAAAUGGCUCGUCUCUUCCUCUUCAGCCCCGACACGGCCAUCUAUGCAUGCCCGUUGGCCAUGACCGACGGCGCGGCUCGGGCCAUCGAGCUCUUUGGCGACGAUGACAUGAAGAAGCACAUCUUCCCCAGGCUGACCUCCCGGGAUCCGGACGUCUUCUGGACCAGCGGCCAGUGGAUGACCGAGCGUCCCGGCGGUUCGGAUGUUGGCAAUACCGAGACCGAGGCCAUGCUGGACACCGAGCCCACGUCCCAGCUCCACGAGGCACUUCCUUGGAGCUUGCACGGGCUCAAGUGGUUCAGCAGCGCCACCGAUUCCGAUGUGGCCAUGGUCCUGGCGCGUGCUCGCGACCCGGAGACCGGCGACGUGGUGCGCGGCUCGCGUGGGCUGUCCCUCUUCCUGACGCCGGUGCGCCUUCCAAGCGAGACGCCCGCCUCGGAGGAGGUGCGCGCCAUGUGCCCGACCUCGGCCAAGCCGGCGGCCACCUCGCCCGGGCAGUCCCCCUGGGACUCGCCCGGGCCCUGCCUCUCCUCGGUCGACAGCUGUGCCAUCGAAGGUACCUCCGGCCUGGAGGGCGACCUGGCUGCGGUGACCAUCGACCACGAGGAUGACCUCCCGCUGAAUGGCAUCCGUAUCCUGCGGCUGAAGGACAAGCUCGGCACCCGGGCCCUGCCCACAGCCGAGCUCCGGCUGUCGGGCACCCGCGCUCGCAUGAUUGGCGCCCCAGGCCGCGGCGUGGCCUCCAUUUCCCCGGUGCUGACCAUUACCCGGCUCUACACGGCCAUGCAAUGUGCGGCCAGCUCGCGCCGGGCCCACCUGCGCGCCAUCGGCUUCAGCAAGGUGCGCAAGGCCUUCGGGGUGCCGAUCGCCCGGCUGCCGGCGCACGCGCGCGCCCUCGCCCGGAACGAGGUUACCACCCGGGCGGCGUCGGCCUUCGUCUUCGAGGUGGCUGCCCUGCUCGGGCGCACGGAGCAGAUCCCAAUGCGCGACGGCCGGCCGGCCGUCAGCCUGUCCCCGGACCAGCGUGUCGAUGAGGCGGUCCUGCGCCUGCUGACCCCGGUGGUCAAGAUGUACGCGGCCCGGCUCGGGACCCAGGCCUGCCAGGCCAGUGUCGAGGCCUUCGGCGGGGCCGGCUACAUUGAGACCAACGGCAUGGCCCGGUACCUGCGCGACACCCAGGUCGGCACCAUUUGGGAGGGCACGGCCGAUGUGCUCUCGGCCGAUGUGGUGCGCGUCCUCCGCCGGGGCGGCGUCCCGGUCCUGAUGAUGACCGCCCUGGAGCAGUAUGUCGAGCGCUUGACCGAGCGUGCCCUCAACCACUGCACCCCGGAGACCGACACCCUGGCCGUCGCCGCCCAGCUGUGCCGUCAGUCGGCUUCGCGUCUGCGCGACCUAUCAUCGCAUGCCAUGUCACCCACUUUCGAGGCCCGUGCCCAGGCCUUCGCCAUGGCCAUCGGCCGCCUCGUGUCGUCGGCCUGCCUGGUGGAUGUGGCAGCUGCCAGCGUUGGUGGCCAGUGGAGCGGCCGCGAGCGCGAUGUUGAAGCUGCCCUGCGAUGGACCGGCCACACGGUGGAGGAUAUUCUGGGCCAGGAGCUGCUUGACAGCGAGCGCCUCGGCAGCCUGCACCCGAUGACCGAGGAGACUGCCUCCCAGCCGGAGGAGUGGGAGCUCCAGCGCAUGAACGCCGACUCCGUGCUGGUCUUCGGGCAGCCGAUGCACGGCUGAGAUGCCGUGUGUGUGUGUGUGUGUGUGU